UUCACGUUGCUCCUAUACUAUCUGGCUGCUAUAACAAAGCUAUAAAAGCGGCAGCUCACGACUCAGGAUCUGGACUAACAUGACUGACAACACCACACAGUAAAUAACGAUCUGCACCACAAGAAGCUGAUCUCUGAUAUUUCUCCCUUCUCCCAGCCUCUAGAAACAAACAUCCAGGACCCCCUAGUAUCUUUCCGUUCAAUACUAAUACAUCUUGAACCUCACCUCAUCGUAAACUACCACACCUCAACCACCAACCUCAACUUCACACCAUCAAAAUACACCACCAACAAAAACCACCAACAAUGCUCACAACAACGCUCACCACCGCUCUCGCGGCCCUCCUCCUCCCUCUCUCCCAAGCAUCCCCCAUCGCCAUCCGCCAAGAAACCACCACCACAAAUCCAGAACAUCCCUCCUGCGCCACCACCUCCUUCAAGAACUUCUCCUGGGCCCUCUCCGCCUUCGACUACCACGCCUCCUACAUCUUCACCACCCCCGCCCACCAAAACUCGUGGGGCUACGUCAACUUCAACCUAUCCAACCCAGCCAUCGGGUCCUCGGUGACCACCGUCUGCAGCGCUUCAAGCAACCAGCUCUCCGAUUUCUUUUACGGGACUGUGCAGUACACUUGCACCAACACGCCCGGGGGUGUCAACAGUGAUGUGGGAAAUGUGGGCAAGACGACGUUCGAUUUCAGCAGGCCGUCGGGGGAGUUGAGGUUUAACCAGAGCUGGACUUGUCGGGAUCAGGAUCCUAAGUAUCCUACUACGUUCACUGGAUAUGCGGCUGUUAACCUCCAGUUGGAUUGCACCGACUCAACGUGGCAGAACCAGAACUGGACGCAGGGACAGAUUUAUUCGAUAAGGGAUGUGAAGUGCUCGCCUGUUGAUAUCAGUGUUGAUCCUAAGGAGAUGACUGCUGUGGCUUAAUCAUUCGUCGGAGCGAAGGGGGACGAGUGACUCUGUUGUUUGUUGGUAUGCUGGUUGUGAGAGUGGCCGGAGGGAGGUAAUGAGCGUGUUUUAUAGCAUUCUUAUGGUUUAUGAAAGGUUAUGAUGGCUAUGACUUGGGAGUAGAUGUUUAAUACGUAGUGCUUAAUGGUAACGCUAGGGAAGAAGCAUGCAAAAUUCCAAAUCAUUACACAAUUCUGGUC
Messenger RNA from Neurospora tetraspora, 1153 nucleotides. RefSeq lists its product as uncharacterized. The coding region runs from base 306 to 932 and encodes 208 amino acids. The record is from RefSeq and is a predicted model, not a curated record. The transcript has 2 exons. Lineage: Eukaryota; Fungi; Ascomycota; Sordariomycetes; Sordariales; Sordariaceae.